CCGGUGCCUAGCAAGGUCAGGCUGAAGACGCCUUACGUCCCACCUGCUGAGAAAGAUCUCUUCCAGUACACUGAGAAGACUGAGAGAGACCUUUGUAAGGACUUGGUUGAGAGUGGAGGUGGGCCUUUACUAGCCAGUCGUGUGAGGCAUGGAGAGGUCAGUCAACCUCAGGAGAGGCUGGAGGUUGAGCUGGGUCCACCUCGAAGAAGGACCAGCGCCACCCCCACACAACCUCAGAGUGCCAGUGACUAUCUCUCAGCCGUCCGUACCACAGCAAGAGAUAAAAACCUGGCCAGAGUGGCGGAGGUGGAGUCACAAAGACUGAAGAAAGAACUGGAGAAGGAGGUAGAGGUCAACAAUGCCCUGGAGUACCAGCUACACACCCACCAGACAGUCUUACAGAAGUUCCUCCAGCACCACUACAGUCAAGUUACUGACGCUAUCACCAAAGGCGACUCAGCAGAACGUAACCUGAAACAGCAAGAGAUCCGUAUAGACUACUACUCUGGUCUACUGACUGAGUCGCAGACAGUUCAGCAGGAAGAACAAGAACGUCUUCAAGAACUGACAGCCUUUCAACAGUUCUUGACAGCAGUGACACCCCUACAGUCACUGCAGGACCUUACAAGACGACUCCAAGAACUUCAAACUGAAGCCAAGAUGGUCACUGGUGGUGAAGAUGGUAGCUGCCUUGCUUCUAGCUCCAGUGCCUUGGAUCUGGCUCUCGCUGCCAACACCUCUGUCAAUGGCACCUCUGGAGGUGAGGGAGGUGGUCUGAGUACAGACCUGUUGGCACUCAGAAUGCUGAACUCAGGAGCGAAGCAGAGUCGGCCUACCUCCAAGACUGAUCCUAGGUGCUUUGUGACACAUCCUGGGGAUGACAGAGGCCCUAAGCCUAUUUCUGAGGAUGCAACAGUUCCAGGGCCCAUUCAUGAGGAUGCAACAGUUCCUGGGCCCAUUCCCGAUGAUGCAACAGCUCCUAGGCCUAUUCUACAAGAUUCCAGAGUCCCUCAGAGCAUCUCACAAGAUAGUAGCAUCAUCUUACAGGACGGUCCUGACAGCUGUGAUGUCGGUGCCUUUGAUAAGUUCCUGGGUGAUGAAAGUCAUUUGCUAAGCCUGGCCUGUGUGUACGAGUCGCAGUGCCACAGCCUACUGGCACUCCUUACAAGGUUGAGAGCUCAGACAGAAGCUAUCAGUGCUGAGGUUGGUACUCGUCAGAGAAAGCUUGGUUCCCGCCUACAGGAGGUCCAGGAGCUGCAGCAGAGGGCCAGGGUGUCAGGUCACCAGGACCAGCUGAAGGACCUCAGGUCUGUCAUUGAAGAGUGGCCCCGUCUGUCUGGCGAUGCUGUGGCACAGAACCAGCUGGACCAACUGGUGGCACAGAUUGCUGAGGUUGUGAGUGAUGUGUUUGGCUCCAGUGAGUAUUCUCCACUAGUGCCAGAAACCACCAGUGCCAGCAGUGCCAAGAAACAGCCUGUUAAGACCACUGCAGUCCCUAAAUCGGGUGAAGUAAAGCCAGAAGCCACAGAGAUGACAUCAGUGCCAUUAAAGCCAGCAGUAAGUGCUGGGAUGGGUCAAGAGGCACUGUUAGCACUGCUGGAGGCCAGAGUUACUGACCUCUGUGCCCAGCUGGACAAUAUUGACCCUAAACUACGAGAUGUUAUCUUCCAGAGUUGUGAACAGUCUCGUAAAGCUCGGGUGAAGGAAGAGAAGAAGCUGGAAGCUGAAGUUCGUAGAGCUGAACGUAAGAGACGUCAUCUUGAGAGAGCUCUAGCUGAACCUCCAGCUAAACCUCUGUGAGCUUUUGAGAGCCUCACAGGUCCUCUGUGAACCUCUGAGAACCACCCAGCAUCACUGCAAUCCUGAAGAAUUGUGAACCUCUAGCACCACUGUGAACCUCCCAGCACCACUGUGAACCUCCCAGCACCACUGUGAACCUCCCAGCACAACUGUGAACCUCCCAGCACCACUGUGAACCUCCCAGCACCACUGUGAACCUCCCAACACCACUAACCUCCCAACACUACUGUGAACCUCCCAGCACCACUAUGAACCUCCCAGCACCACUGUGAACCU
This is a messenger RNA of Cherax quadricarinatus, 2076 nucleotides long. RefSeq lists its product as uncharacterized. Lineage: Eukaryota; Metazoa; Arthropoda; Malacostraca; Decapoda; Parastacidae. The record is from RefSeq and is a predicted model, not a curated record.